Molecule: messenger RNA, 1101 nt
Organism: Helianthus annuus (common sunflower)
Lineage: Eukaryota; Viridiplantae; Streptophyta; Magnoliopsida; Asterales; Asteraceae
Product: transcription factor IBH1-like 1
Exons: 2
Coding region: 263-853 (196 amino acids)
Biological process (GO): regulation of DNA-templated transcription
Source: RefSeq, a predicted model, not a curated record
AUGUGCUUUGUCUUUCCUUCUUAACCCCACCACUUUCGCUCUUGUUCUCUUUUCAGGAAAGAAAAAAACAAAUAAAUAAACCAUUUAACAGUAUGUUCAUUCUCCUCAAUUCUUUAAUCUCUUUCCCUCUUCACUUCAGUUACUGGAUCACUACAAUCUAGAACACUAUUACAUGUUCUAAGUCCACAAGAACCGAUUUUUUUCUCUAAGAGUUGCCAUGAAUCCAUAUGUAGAAGACUGAUAAAUUAUUCAAAGAAAGAUAAUGAAGGUGCAUACUUCUAGCAAGCUUAGGAAAGAAUUUAUUAAGAAAUGGGUGAAGGGUCUUCAAAUAUGUUGUUCAUUAAAAAAGAAUAUGGAUAUAUUGGAGAGAAAGAAGAAAAUAAAGCUUUGUGCAGACAUUGCUUUGGCUUCUACCAAAAAUGAAACAACUCUAUGGAGCAUUGCUCUAAUUUCCGACGCUAAAAAGGACGAUGAAAACAAGAUUCUAGUCGAUAACUUAUUAGGUCCCGAGUCGCGGUUCAAGCCACGAAUGACCAACCGCCAAAUGAUUGCUUGCCAUAAAAGGGUUAGAAGCAAGAAAAUUUUGAAAAAGAGUCGUCAUGUUUGCCAAAAAAUGAAGAAGAUGGGUCCUCCAAAGUCGAAUUUGGCAGCUUAUAUUGCAAAAACACUUGUUAAAAGGAGAACACAAGUGCUUAAAAGACUUGUUCCUGGUGGAGAAUCCAUGGAUGAAUUCUCCCUCAUCAAAGAAGCUUUAGAUUAUGUCCUUUCACUUAGGAUACAAGUUGAUGUGAUGAGAACACUCGCGAAUGCAAAUGAGGUUUUGAAUCAAAGCGAUUCAAAGAUAAUUGAUUAAUAUAUGCCGUUGGUAAUACUUUUUUGUUUAGUAGUGUGUCUCAAAACCAACAACAUGAAGAAACAAAAUUUAACUAGCUAGGAUCGACUCGAAUUCUCGGAUGAAACCAUGCAAGUACAGGAUUUCAAUCUUGCAUCUCUUAUUGUCAAAAAUCAUGACAACCAUAUGGAUUUCAAAAGAUGAAUGUUUUUAGGCUUGAAAUCAUUUUUCCAGUUUAAGAAAAUAAAAGUUUUUACUGGUUGAGUCAA